Dictyostelium discoideum AX4 is the source of this 1278-nucleotide messenger RNA. The record is from the annotation of a RefSeq genome assembly. NCBI's taxonomy places the organism in Eukaryota, Evosea, Eumycetozoa, Dictyosteliales, Dictyosteliaceae.
AUGGGACAUAUAAUUAAUCCAAAUAUUUAUAGAUUAGGAAAGAUGGUUCCAUGGGUAUCCUCAGGGUUUAAACGAAAAAAAAAUGAAAGAAGUAAAGUUGCAAAUGAAGAUUUUUUAAUUUAUAAUUUUACACGAAAUUUUUUUUAUAAAAAAGUAUAUAAAAAAGUAGUAGCUAAAGUAAAGAAAGCAAAAUUAAAAGUAAGAAAUAGCAGAAUAUCACGAAAAUCGAAAAAAAAAAGAAAAUUUGGACGAACGUCUUUAUUAAAUCAUUGGAUUAUUAAAUAUAGUCAUUUAACAAUAACUCGAUUUAAUAAAACAUUUCAAUUAAAUAUAUUUUUUUUUGAUAGAGAAUUACAAAAAAGAUAUAUUCUUAGAACGGCAAAGCCAGAAAAAACAGCACAAGAAGUGGCACAUCAAAAAAAAGUAUUAAAAUUAAAACAAUUACUAGUUGCUAAACGACUAGAAAAAAAUAAAUAUAAGAAUAUAUAUUUAACGGCUCCAAUUAAAAUAGACAAACAAGUAACAGCAGGAGUACAAGGAUUUAGUCAAGAAUUAGCUAGAGAAUUAAAAACAUAUAUCACUCCAAAACGAACAGAUAUUAUAAAUUAUAGUCUUGCUCGAGCUUGCAUGCCUGCAGGUCGAGAUAUUAGACAAAAACAUCAGAAUUAUGAACGAAUUUAUAUUUAUAAAGAUAAUACAUUUGAAAAAAAUAAAGUAAAAGAUAGAUUAACAGUAUUACCAAAUUUAAAGGAAAAUGAGACAUAUAAACAAUUAUAUUCAAAAAAAUUAUUAAUAAAAAUUUAUAAAAAAAAAUAUAAAAAACAUGUUAAAGCUGUAAUAAAUUAUAAAUUUCCACAAAAUUAUCAUGAAAUUGAUUCUUUAUAUUUUAAAACACAAGCACGAUACGCAAAUAAUUAUUUAUUUGCAAAAGGUAAACAAGCAAAACAAUUUUAUAACCGUAAGAAAAAAUAUAUAGAAGCAAUUAGAAAAAAUGAAACAUUAGGUAUAAUGUUAAAAAAAAAAAAUGUUAAUUUAUUAAAUAGAGUUGAUAAUUUCCUAAUUAACGUUUAUGAAGAUAGAUUAGAUAUAGAUAAAUUUAAGGUUGCAGUAAAGCAGGUAAAUCGUAAGGAAUUAUUAAAAAAAAUAAAACAAAAUGAUUUAUGGAAAAAACAUUAUUUACGAAUUAAAAUAAAAAGAAGAGUGAAUACUCAAAGAAGAAGACAAAGAGCGCCAUAUAAAUACGCAAAACUUCUUGAAAAAAGAAACAAAAAAGAAUAA